AUGUCCGACACUGAAGAUCAUUCUGACAUUGGAACUCAUCGAUUGAACGCUCCAAAGCAAACAUUAGAAGAUGCUUACGCGGAGCCCGAUAACUGCCUAGAGAUCGACGUCAUCAAUCCUGAAACCCAUGACUUGGGUAAAAAGCGCUUCACCGAUUACGAAGUCAAGAUGAAGACCAAUCUUCCAAUAUUUAAAAAGCGCGAAACAUCGGUCAGACGACGCUAUAGCGACUUCGAAUGGCUAAAAUCGGAGUUAGAAAGGACAAGCAAGAUUGUAGUGCCUCCUUUACCUGGGAAAGCAUUGAAAAGGCAAUUGCCAUUUCGAUCUGACGAUGGUAUAUAUGAAGAAGGUUUCAUUGAGGAGCGCCGUUCUGGCCUUGAAGGAUUCAUUAAUAAGAUCGCUGGACAUCCAUUGGCUCAAAAUGAAAAGUGCUUGCACAUGUUCUUAUGUGAUCCUAUCCUCGAUAAAAAAUAUGUUCCAGGAAAAAUACGUUAA
This is a messenger RNA of Trichoplax adhaerens, 495 nucleotides long. RefSeq lists its product as hypothetical. Gene Ontology annotation, molecular function: phosphatidylinositol-3-phosphate binding. Bases 1 to 495 code for a protein of 164 amino acids. The record is from RefSeq and is a predicted model, not a curated record. Lineage: Eukaryota; Metazoa; Placozoa; Uniplacotomia; Trichoplacea; Trichoplacidae. The transcript has 5 exons. Gene Ontology annotation, biological process: late endosome to Golgi transport; endocytic recycling. Gene Ontology annotation, cellular component: retromer complex; early endosome membrane.